Molecule: messenger RNA, 3456 nt
Organism: Clonostachys byssicola
Lineage: Eukaryota; Fungi; Ascomycota; Sordariomycetes; Hypocreales; Bionectriaceae
Source: the annotation of a GenBank genome assembly
AUGAUAGCAGAUAGCAAGUUGGCAAAGUAUUUUGCUCCUAGGGAACUUGAUUUGAGGGACUGGGACGUGAUGACUGGAAUACCACCAGACAACUUUUGCCGACUGAAUCCUGAAGUUUGCGACCCUGUUUCUGCAGGUCUCGUCAAUGAACAAGAAGUUUUGCAAUACUUCAAGCUGUAUUUCAAAAUCCGCCACCCUUCUGUGGGCAUCCUUGAUCCAGAUCUACACACGGCAGAAUAUGUGCACGGCUGUUCAUUCACAUUAUUCUCCGUCAUCUGUGCUCUAGGAUGUGAGCUCUCGUUGAGUCAUCGAGACAUUUUACUCGCACCUCUACUCUAUAAUAUGGCCGAACGAAAUAUAAAGUGGUCGAUUCUGAACUCGGUGAAGACUGUUGAGAUUAUUCAGGCUAUUAUUAUGUUUACUUUCUGGAGCCAUGCCGCUCAGAAUUACGCUGAUGAUCCUUCUUGGCUGCGUUUCGGUCAUGCCUUGUCGAUUGCCCGCGAACUGAAAAUCAAUGACUCUUCGUUCAUUCAGAAGAAAGUCAACAACUUCAACGCGUCCAAUAGAAACAUGUACGCCGGCAUCCGUGAUCGCCAGGUCCGCAACUACGAGAGAACGUGGAUCUUUGUUUUCCUUAUGGACAAAAGUUUUGGCAUCACCAUAGGUCGCGCACCCUGUGUUUCAUGGAGAGAGAUGCAGCCGGAAUUGCAUGCUUGGGCUCGUGCCACUGGCAGCGCAGCUGGCGACCUGGCCAUUACCGGGAUUGUUCAGCUACGCAUCAACUUGUUGCAAGCCUUGGAGCGACUUUUCGGAAUGCAAAAGACUCUCAGCUCUAUCGCCGAGUGGGAUAGAAGUGCAUCAUCCAAGCUUGAAGAGCUAAAGGGGACGAGUUAUUCUCGGCAAGACGGCUCUCAAUUGGAAUCAAUGUUCGCCGCUGUUUUUACCUUCGAAGUCAACCACGGCCUUUUACUAAUUAGAAACAACACAUACAAGCACUUGGUAAAGCUAAACGCUUCUCAGGACAAGAUCAAUUCUGUACUCCAUGACAUCUUUAACAUUAGCUGCGAGAUUAUCCGUCUAUUCGUGCAUGACGCAAGGCUCAGCUCUCUGGCAUCAGGCUAUCAUAAUACUCCAUUCGUCAUGAUAUCCCAUGCAGCGACAGAAGUUAUCAGGUCUUUCAAAUGUCCUGCCAUCUCGCAAGAAGCGCAAGAGCAAGCCUCGACACUGAUCCGGAACCUCGCAGAGCACUUUGGCAGAAUUGCAAACAAGCUACCAAGCACCUCUUGGGCAUCGCUCUAUCUGGAAUACAGCUUGUUUCUAGUCCGUAAGCUGGAAAAUAUCCCAUGCGUUGCGUCUAGGGGUCCGCAAGGAACUUUAGACCACCACAUGGUUCAAAACUACAACAGAAUAAGUAUCGGUCUGGAUGACGAGCCUCAAUAUUCCCCAAAUGCCUGGGACUUCAAUGGUGCAGCAUUCUUUGAGAUGGGGAACAGUUUAUGGCAGGAUAACUCUGCCAGUUUUCUGGGUGUUGAUUCCGGGCAAGGAAGUCUAUUUGGUGGAACGGGGAUAAAAGCGCUUUUCAACAAGCUACACAUCACAAAAAGCUCAUUCAACCCAACUGCUUUCAACUCUCAAAAUCUCAUUCAAAUCAUGCCCUCGUCUUCGGACAUUGUGUUGGCAUUCCCCGGCACCAACGUUGGCUGCCAGGAGAACUACCUACAAUUCCUACCCACUGAGCUGAUAAUCCGAAUUGCUGAAUAUGUCUCCGAAGACCUGGUUGUUUCCACGGCGCAGGAUUUAUUAUCUCUAUCGCUCACCUGCAAACGAUUUAAAUUCAUUGUCAUGCCGUUUCUCUACAAGUUCAACGAGCGAAUGUCCAACAGUCCUUGCUACACCAAUAAAUACUGGUGGCACGAAGAUUUCACGUCCUCCUGCACAACCCACAAAGGUUUCCACCGUCCUGCCCUCGGAUGGGCAAUCGCGCAUGAGUCCCGGUGGACAUUAAACGCAGUUCUUACUUGGACGCCACAGCUAUAUGAUUCUUUUCACGUCAAAUAUGCAAUCGCGUGCAAAAAAUACAACAUCGCACGGAGCCUCUUGAGACUGCAGCCGGUUAUCGAUGAACUCAAGGCUGGGAUAAAACCAGACAGCCCGAUCUUUCCGGCAGUGGCAUCAGGUUGCCCACCACUAAUCAAUGAUAUCAUCCGAAUCCAAGGACUGGACUUGCAAAAGACCUCUUGUCAUGGAAGGUCAGUGCUUGACUAUGCCUGUCAAAGGGGUAACUGGGAUCUGGCACGCUGGUUUCUGGACCGCGGGGCAGAGCCUUACCUUCGUGAGGUUACAUCUCUACAAUACGCGAUUGAAUGCUCCGACGCAGAAGCCAGCUGUACCGUCGUGAAAGGGUUCCUAUCACUGAGACCCAACGUCAUAUUUAUCUCGAACGCAAAUCGGGCCGCUGUAAACCGCGAUCGUCUAGACAUUCUGGAAAUUUUCAUGGAAAGAGGCAUCAUCAUUGAAGCUUUCGAGGGUGCACCCGGCCAUCUGGGUGACCUCUUCAAGCAAGCGAUCCGCGAUGGCGCCAUAGUAAUUUUUCGAAAGCUGUUGAGUCUUUAUCCCUCCAGGCUAUUGACGGAGAGUUUUAUCUUAGAUACAAUGACAGAAAUACCUCUUCAAAAAGACGGAGACAAAGCCGUGCAGGAGGCUCAGCUGUUAAUCGACUAUGUUCGGCGGGUAACCAACAACGAUCUCUCAUUGACUUACGAAAAGAUAAAGCCUUGUCUAGCUAGUUGCAUAUAUUCCGACAAUGUCAUGCUCGCAGACUACAUUCUUGGCUUGUCUGGUCCUCUUCGGGUUGGUCAGAUACCAAAUUGCAGACAAACGCGGUUUAUUUGUCAUAGCAUCGAAAUGCUCCGGAUAUUCAUCAAACACGGUUUUGACGUCAACCAGAUCGCUAACAGAGAGACAAUGCUGCAAAAAUCUAUCAUUGACUUCACCUGGCGGGAUUCCCUUCCAUGGACCGUCAGAUAUCUCGCGUCCGUGGUCGGAAACAUAAACCAGUACAACGACUACAAGGCAACCGCUCUACACACUUGGCUUUGUUCGCUCAAAGUUACUGAAAGAUGGGGGGAAACUGAAGUCUUAGAUUUCACAGCUCACCUUCUUGACCAAGGUGCUAGCCUUUCAAUUGGUAACGCGCGAGGGAAUACGGCACUUCAUAUGGCAGCUGUGAAUACCCAUCAUGCGUCGGUGGUUCAACUUUUACUGGAACGUGGCGCAGACCUCAAUGCAAGAAACAACGCUGGUGAGACGCCACUUCAAUACGCUAGGAGACUUCUGGGCUCAAGAUAUCUUUUGAGUGAAGGGCGAGAAGUUCUUCAGUUGCUUGUGGGAUGGACGUGGGUUUUGGGCAUUCCUACGGCUAGGAAGUUGCUUGACAAGAUGCAUUAUGUAACAUAG